AUGUCCGCUCAUAGUCAGGGAGAAGGCAGGAUGAGACGUGACUGGUCAGUGUUGGACCAGCAGAAUAAACCGCGGCUUGUUGUACAAUCAGAGUUGGCCCAAAAUAUAAUACUGUUAGUCCUGCUCUUGGUAAGCAGCUCAGAUGCUGUUGUCGGAAGUACAAACGGCGACAGCCUUUCACCAGAGAAUAUAGCACGUAGAUAUCUGCACGAGCUUUGUCCAGGAGCCAGUGUUUGUCAUGGAAACCAGACCUCUCAUGCGAUGCCUGGAACCAUACUGCAACAAGAUGCGACUUCUUGUUGUACAAACUGCUCUUGUGAACCAGACUGUAACGAAAAGGGGGACUGCUGCUUUCCACGUAGUUUCCAAGCUCAACCGAAUAAUAAUCAAUCGGACAAUGUUUGCCUUUUUCCGAUGCUACCACAGCCACAAGAAAAAGAUCGGCGGUAUUAUCAGUCUUACAAGAUGAUUUCUGAUGUCCCACUUCACGGCAAUAAGGACAUUCCUAGCAUAUCAAAGGCAAAGUGCGGAGAUGAAAAAGUAGCACCCUGGGGAACCUUGUUACCGGUGUUUUCAAAGGAAACACGAAAGAUAUACAAAAACCCAGCAUGCGCCGCUGCAGCAAAUGUAACAGAUGGUAAACUAUGGGACCUUUCCCUUUCCUGUAAAUAUACGAGCGACGUUGAGGCAAUGACAGAUGUUGCUACUUAUAUGUCAAGCCUGUUUUUAACAUCGUUACCUCAGAAUUGUCAACUUGAGUUUAACUAUCCAGGUGAUAACACGGACUUGAGAUCAGAAACAUGUUUUACAGACUUGAUAAGCACUUGUCUAGAGACCAAAUUCGAAAUUCCAAGAACACUGCCUUUAUCAAGGGCCGAAAUCAGAGCGGCUUGUACUAGCGGGCUUGUCUCGCCUUAUAGAAAGAACGACAUGUAUGCGAACGUAUUUUGUCAUAUCUGCAACGGCAUAGUUUUAGGCAAGACAUCUACAUGCCUGUCUAAGACAGGUCGUUCUCCACAUUCUAACAAAUUGCUUAUACUUCUCGACGGUGUCUUAAUGUCAAACAAGCAGUCAGAUUCGUACAUUCCGAAGGUGUGUCCUAUAUUCAAAAGUGGCAAGGAAAUUGACUUUUGUCGAAUAACAUACUGUCCAUCCGGUCAACUUCGAGACAAAAGUGGCAAAUGCGUACUUCCGGGAAAAGUAUGGUUCAUCGAACAAUGUAUAGUGUAUAUACAACUGACAGCAAACGAACCCUUUGACGUAGAUGUAACGUUCAAGAACACUACAUUGAAUUUAGAAGACAGUUUGCCUCUCUCUCAUAUAUGGCCAAGGAACUGGUUAAUAGGGAGCAUAUCUAAGAAACUGAUUGAUGAAAAGAUGCACAAUACACUGACUGUUAAAAUGAUUAAUUCGUUUCCAAUAAAUGAUCCAAAACAACUCUUAUAUAACAUCCAGUUGUUUCUUAAACGGUCAUGGAUGUUAAAAGUGAGCAAUGGAACUUCGAUAUCAAUGUCUGCAGAUUGGUCACACAUAACUGAUCGCUUUCACGUUCAUCCUUCGAUUUCCAGCAGUCCCACAACAGAAAAUACUAGAGUUAUCUUUCCGAAAUACGAAUAUAUAUACCAUUCAGACAAAACCAUCAAGAAGCCAACGCCCAUAACAAAACUAUAUUUCUGCGACCAGAUAGAGUUGAACACAUCGGAAUUUGCAUUGUAUGAUCACCAUGCUCUACACAACAAAAUAACAAACCGGAUGUUGUAUCUUGGAGAAUUUACAACAACGUUCUCGGAUGACCAAAAUGGAGGUAUUCCGACGACCCGUGCGAGGAUAUGUGUAGAUGGUUCGGGAUUUAUCAAACGCGAAAACAAUUCAGUUUGUUAUGUUGGAGACAAAUUGCUCAUUUUCUACUGUUUGAUCUUUAUUUUGUUGUUUCUCUAUUGAGAACCAAAGUUACUGUGCAUUUUUAAUGUAUGAAACUUAAGUUACAGGAAUGUUUCCAGGAAAAUGAAUCUUAUAUGUAGAAGAUUUCACACGUGACUAUGUUGGAUGUUUAGCACAAUCCGUUAUGUCGUGUUGGUGUGCGCGCGAUUUAUGUAGCAAUUGUCGUUGUGUCGUUCUUGCACGCGCGCCAACGCAAAACGGAACUUUUGUGUGUCGUUUUCAUGAAACGAAACUUACAACAUGAUGUAACGGAAAGUAGAACGCCACAGAACUUCAAGUCUGUGUACGCGCCAUAAACAAUGAUUGCGUUAUGGCGUGUUGGCGCAGCUGUAGCAUAUUUUGUUGUGUAAUCCUAAUGCAUGCUAGAACGCGAGACAACGAAACAUUUUUUUUUCGUCUUGAGGCGCACUCAAACACGCUAACAAGAAAUAUCUUAAUGGCGCGCGUGCCAGCACGAAACAACGACAUAUUUCAUUUCAAUAUGUCAACACACCAAAAUGAAAGCUUUAUAAAAGUUGCGAGUGUUUAACAACACAACACAUUUAGUAACGUUAUGGCGCGCUGGCGCGCGAGCCGAAACAACACAACGAAAAUUGCUGCAUAAAACGCCAACGCGACGUAACGAAAUGUCCUGAAUCAUCCACUGUACAUGACAGAACAAGCCAGGCAACUUGUCAAAGGACUUGUUUGAUGCUUGAACCUGUGACAGUCCUAUAGUGGUUAAAGUUUCGACAUAAAGCACACAUCGUAUAACGAUCUUCGUGUCAAAAUCUCAAAUUUCAUACUGAUACCUCACUGCAAAAUAUUUUGAAAAUCUUAACGUCAGAAUUAUUUUGUAGAUCUAAAUACGUAUUUUUCAUUGACAAUAAAGUGGAUGGAAUAAUUAUGUCAAUAUGUAAAAAUGAAAGAGAAUUGUUAGUGACAUUUAAGGUUAUAUAAUACUGACAUCACCUUGUAUUCAUAUUAACCUGUAACACCUGAAAUCCCUAUAACAUUAAGUGGGAUAUUAUAUGUUUUAUAACGUACCACCAUUUUUCCAAUUUUACAAAAUUUCAGAAAUGCUAAAGCAGUGGGUGAGGAAAAUGCCCUAUAAAAUUAAAACGAGUUCGGUGACCUAUGUUUUUUCUUCUCUUGAUUGUCUUGGAAACAAAUGUUCUUCAAGCUCACAGAGUAUGAAAAAAUUCUUAACGUUAGAAAAAAUUCGCUCCUACAUCCUUAACUUACUCUGAAUCAAGUAUUUAAUUAAUAAGUGUCAAGCAGCAUUGUACAGUAUACAAAUUUACACUGCGUAACAGCGCAUGAAUGACUGGUCGGUGUACAUAGUUAUGGAAUCUGUGAACGUUAUUCAUAUACUGAGUUACCUGUGCAUUUUAACCUUUACCCUGCUGAUCUGUUUUGAUAUAAACAGGUGAAUCAUUCAGUUUGACCAAUACCACUUAUUAUUCAAAGGGGUAUUCACUGAAAAUUUACUGACUGAAUAGCGAACAGUGCAGACCAUAUCAGACUACAGUGGUCGCAAAGGCAGAAUCGCUCGCCACCAGCAGGCUGAAGGUUAAUAAGGGGCUUUCAAAUUGAGCGUAUGAUACAAUGAUAUUCAAUAUUGAAACAUAAAAGUUAUUUCAUGUUGAUAAAUGUGUUACAUCUGUUACCUUUACUAGUAUUGUUUGCAACAAUUUUCGAAUGAAAGCUAGAACUUUAUUUUCUUUUUGAUUUAUUAGGCAGACAUCUGAGACUAUAGUAAAGGUAAUAGAUAUCCAGCACAGAAUAUUACAAUAAGGAUUCACAUUUUUUCAAAACUUUUUAAAUAUAAACAACAUGCUUCUUCUUUGAUCCAGAACAUGUAGAACGGAAUGUCUUUGAAAUUUGUAAACUAUAGGAAUAAACGUAUCGGAAAGUUUGAACCUCCACGUAAAUAAUUUAAUAGAAGUGUACAAAAACCUAGUGCUGGCUUCAUUUUUGUAAUCUUACUGUAUUCGGAGGAGAUAUAUUCCCACCUAUGAUGAAAUAAUGCACGGAGUGGCACCUAUGGUCUUUCUACACCAUCAAAGCUGGAAAGUCGCCAUAUGACCUAUAAUUGUGUCAGUGCGAUGUUAAACCCAACAAAACAAACAAACAAGUUUGAAAGCGCUCGGAAUAUCAAUAUCACGUACGUUAUAACUAAAUUAUCUUUCAUGAUUUGACUAUAUUAUUAAUACAAGCAGAGUCUCAGUGAUAUUCAGCAUGUAAUGUUUUAUAAAUAAUAGAGUAUUUGAUUUCUAUUCGGUUUUAAAUAAAAAAUAAUUAUUACUACAAGAAGGUGGUAGAUACAGGCAGUCCGUUAUACGCCAUCUACAGCAUGAGAGUUAUCUAUUUUGUGUUGCCUAUAAGCCGCUAUGACAUUUCACCUCUGGUUUUCGUUUCUAUAAAUUUAAACAUACUACUUUCUACAUGUACAUAUCAA
Messenger RNA from Mercenaria mercenaria, 4381 nucleotides. RefSeq lists its product as uncharacterized. The transcript has 4 exons. The coding region runs from base 1 to 1941 and encodes 646 amino acids. The record is from RefSeq and is a predicted model, not a curated record. NCBI's taxonomy places the organism in Eukaryota, Metazoa, Mollusca, Bivalvia, Venerida, Veneridae.